Penicillium lagena is the source of this 1539-nucleotide messenger RNA. It is a transcript of the gene pdiA, whose product is annotated as protein disulfide isomerase PDI1. Gene Ontology annotation, cellular component: endoplasmic reticulum. Bases 1 to 1539 code for a protein of 512 amino acids. NCBI's taxonomy places the organism in Eukaryota, Fungi, Ascomycota, Eurotiomycetes, Eurotiales, Aspergillaceae. Gene Ontology annotation, biological process: response to endoplasmic reticulum stress; protein folding. The transcript has 3 exons. Gene Ontology annotation, molecular function: protein disulfide isomerase activity. The record is from RefSeq and is a predicted model, not a curated record.
AUGCGAUCUUUCGCUUCUUGGGCCGUGAGCCUUCUCAGCGUCACGGUCGCGGUCUCGGCCUCGGAGCCGGCGGCAGACGCGGAUGCUGACUCGACGGUCAUCUCGUUGACCAAGGAUACCUUUGACAGCUUCGUGAAGGAGCACCCCUUGGUCCUGGCCGAGUUCUAUGCUCCGUGGUGCGGUCACUGCAAGGCGCUCGCCCCCAAGUAUGAAGAAGCAGCGCAGGAGCUGAAGGCCAAGGACAUUCCCUUGGUCAAGAUCGACUGCACUGCCGAGGAAGAGCUGUGCCGGACCUACGACGUCGAUGGAUACCCGACUUUGAAGGUGUUCCGUGGAGCGGAAGACCCCAAGCCAUAUGGUGGUGCCCGUCAGACCGAAUCGAUCGUCUCAUACAUGACCAAGCAGUCGUUCCCGGCUGUGUCGAGCGUGACCGAAGAGAACUUGGAGGAAUUCAAGACGAUGGACAAAAUUGUGAUCAUUGGCUACAUCGCGUCGGAUGACAAGGCUUCCAACAAGAGCUUCACCGCGUUUGCUGAGUCGCAGCGAGACAACUACCUGUUCGCUGCUUCCAACGACGCCGCCCUCGCCAAGGCGCAGGGUGUUAAGCAGCCCUCGAUUGUUCUCUACAAGGAUUUCGAUGAGAAGAAGGCCGUGUUCGAUGGCAAGCUCGAGAACGAGGCCAUUCUGGAAUGGGUCAACAUCGCCAGCACUCCGCUUGUUGGUGAGCUGGGCCCUGAGACUUACUCCAAGUAUAUCACGGCUGGUAUUCCGCUGGCGUACAUCUUCGCGGAGACCGCAGAGGAGCGCGAGGCUUUCACCAACGAGUUCAAGCCGAUCGCCGAGAAGCACCGCGGUGCCAUCAACAUUGUCACCCUGGAUGCCAAGCUGUUUGGUGCCCACGCCGGCAAUCUCAACCUGGAGCCAGAGACUUUCCCGGCCUUUGCCAUCCAGGAUACCACCAAGAACGUCAAGUACCCCUACGAUCAGAGCAAAAAGAUCGAGGCCAAGGCCGUCGGCAAGUUCAUCCAGGACGUUCUGGAUGGCAAGAUCGAGCCUAGCAUCAAGUCCGAGCCCGUCCCCGAGACCCAGGAGGGCCCGGUCACCGUUGUUGUCGGCAAGAGCUACCAGGAGCUCGUCAUUGACAACGACAAGGAUGUCCUGCUGGAGUUCUAUGCUCCGUGGUGCGGUCAUUGCAAGUCUCUUGCGCCCAAGUAUGACGAGCUUGCCGAGAUGUACUCUGGUGAUCUGGCCGAGAAGGUCACCAUUGCUAAGAUCGACGCCACCGCCAACGACGUCCCGGAUUCGAUCACUGGCUUCCCUACCAUCAAGCUCUACCCGGCCGGUUCCAAGGACGAACCCAUUGAGUAUUCUGGGUCUCGCACCGUGGAGGACCUGGUCGCUUUCAUCAAGGAGAACGGCAAAUACAAGGUCGAGGGCGUGGCUAGUGGUGAGAGCAAGCCCCAGGAGGGAGGCGAUGUGACCGCGCCGGCGGCAGCCGAGACCCCUGCUCCUGCCGAGGCCGAGCAUGACGAGCUGUAA